AGUAUACAGCCAUGCCCAGUUUAUCUCGCUUUUGGCCCCAGGGCAGGCAUUUCCUAUAUGGGCCCCACCUCACUGUCAUGGUCACCGAACUGCCCACCCCUCUAAAACUUGAGUAUCCCACAGCUAAUGAAACUAGACAAGUAUGUCAAAUUGCAUAACAGUGGGUAUGAAUCACCCCAUAUAUCUGUGUACUUCAUGAAGUCAGUUAUUUGGGGAACUUUAUGGUCAUUGGGGCCCCUGAGUAAGGAUCUGGCACUGGCUGGUGGUAACUUCGUCACAGAUCAUAUCUUAUCAUCCAAAGUGGACAUAUGUGACCACCCUUGUCACUACAGUAUAUAACGGGAGUGGCUUCACUGUAGCACCAGUGUACCUUGUCUGGCUGAUCCCGCCCCUAGUUGGGGAGAGAGCUGGUGCACAGCGGAGCCCAUCGCAGUUGACUGUUUGAAUAGCAGUAUGCAUGUUCGCGAGGGACUCCGCGAAGCGCUCAUGUCCCAGCAGUGUACUUCACCGCCCAGAGACCAUCUACUCAAGAGUCGAGGAUAAUAAAAUUGGAUGAGGCAGGCGGACCAGAGGCGGAAAGCCCGGAGUGACCGGAGGAAUACAGUAUUACUACAGGACUGCAGGCUGCCGCACUCCUCUGAACGUGGACAAUCAUGCAUGUGCUCUUCUGGGGCUUGGGGUUCCUACUAUUCCCUGAUUUCUUGAAUGUAGUCGCAUCUACAGGGAGAUUGCUGUUGAAUUCAAGCACAGUAAAAGAGGAGGUCGGUGCUUAUGAGAUUGUAACACCGGUGAGAGUGAAUGAAGCCGGUGACAAGUUUCCAACCAGUGUGCACUUCAAGAGGAAAAGACGAAGUUUGGACGAGAGCACCGGCAACUCUACGGAUCACUGGGCCUCGCCAAAUAUCCACUACAGGAUAUCUGCUUUCGGAGAGAACUACCACCUCAACCUCACGCUGGAUUCGGGAUUUAUCGCACCUUUCUACACUGUGACGAUACUUGGAGUACCCCGAGAAGAUAACAUAACGGAUUUUGCAACAGAUGGGGAGGCGGAGGAGGAGGAGGACACGGAGUUAAGGCACUGCUUCUAUAAAGGACAUGUAAAUGCACAAGCAGAACACGCCGCGGUCAUCAGUUUGUGCUCCGGACUGCUUGGCACUUUCAGGUCUCCAGAGGGGGAGUAUUUUGUGGAGCCCCUACACAGCUAUCAAGGAGAACACUAUGAAGAGGAACACACAAAACCUCAUAUUGUUUACAGGAAGAGUGCACCCAAGAAACAGACAUCUGGGGACAACUCAGCUUGUGACACUUCAGGACACAAACACAGACAUAAGAGGCACAAACUGAAGAGAAAGCCAGCAGGUGUGACCACUGUGUUCAAUGCAGCCCCUGUGGUCAGCGCUGGUAUAUUCAGUGACGUGGAGUCAUUGAGUUCUGGCCUGGCCAGCAAUGCUUUACUCAGAUCAGAGAGCGGCAGUGCUAGCGCUAGACCAUCAAAUGAUAGCAGUGGUGACUCAGGACCUCACAGGAGAUCAAAACGCUUCCUCUCCUACCCGCGCUUUGUUGAAGUCAUGCUGGUGGCCGACAGCAAAAUGGUGGAGCAUCAUGGCAGCAACCUACAGCACUACAUACUCACAUUAAUGUCCAUAGUGUCUUCCAUCUACAAGGAUCCCAGCAUUGGCAACCUGAUUAACAUUGUGAUUGUAAAGUUAGUCAUAAUAAACAACGAGCUGGAUGGUCCAGUCAUUUCAUUUAAUGCACAGACCACUUUAAAGAACUUCUGCAUUUGGCAGCAGAGCCAGAACAUCCUGGAUGAUAAUCACCAUUCCCAUCACGACACUGCCAUCCUCAUCACCAGGCAGGACAUCUGCAGAGCAAGGGAUAAGUGUGACACCUUAGGACUUGCAGAGUUGGGCACAGUGUGUGAUCCAUACAGGAGCUGCAGCAUCAGCGAGGACAAUGGACUCAGCACUGCGUUUACUAUUGCCCAUGAACUUGGCCAUGUGUUCAACAUGCCUCAUGACGACAGUAACAAGUGUAAGGAGGAUGGAGUUAAGGUUCAGCAGCAUGUGAUGGCUCCCACGCUUAACUACAACACAAACCCUUGGAUGUGGUCUAAGUGUAGCAGGAAGUACAUCACAGAGUUCCUUGACACAGGAUAUGGUGAAUGCUUGCUCGACGAGCCCGUUUCUAGGCCAUACAGUCUCUCGCAGCAGCUGCCUGGACGGAUAUACAAUGUCAAUAAACAGUGUGAAUUGAUAUUUGGGCCAGGAACGCAGGUGUGCCCUUAUAUGACUCAGUGUCGGAGGCUGUGGUGCACCAGUCCAGAGGGUGCUCAGCAGGGAUGCAGGACUCAGCACAUGCCGUGGGCAGACGGCACUGACUGCUCCCCGGGAAAGCACUGCAAACAUGGCCUGUGUAUAGCCAAAGAGCAUGAUGCCGCACCUGUGGAGGGAGCAUGGGGAGUUUGGAGCCCUUUUGGUACCUGUUCGCGGACAUGCGGCGGGGGCAUCAAGAUCGCUGUGCGGGAAUGCAACCGACCCGUGCCCAGGAACGGAGGAACGUAUUGCGUUGGUCGCCGGAUGAAGUUUCGUUCCUGUAACUCUGAGCCCUGCUCCAAGCAGAAAAAGGACUUCAGGGAGGAGCAAUGUGCUGCUUUUGAUGGCAGGCACUUCAACAUCAACGGUCUACCUCCUAAUGUUCGCUGGGUGCCCAAGUACAGCGGAAUCUUGAUGAAAGACAGGUGUAAGCUGUUCUGCAGGGUGGCAGGCAGCACGGCCUACUAUCAGCUCAGGGACAGGGUCAUUGAUGGCACGCCGUGUGGACCUGAUACCAACGACAUCUGUGUCCAGGGCCUGUGCAGGCAAGCGGGCUGUGACCAUGUAUUGAACUCUAAAGCCAGAAGGGACAAAUGUGGUGUGUGCGGAGGCGACAACUCUUCCUGCAAAACUGUGGCAGGCACCUUCAACAUUGUCCGCUAUGGCUAUAAUGAAGUAGUGCGAAUACCUAGUGGUGCUACAAAUAUAGAUGUGCGUCAACACAGCUACUCAGGGAAACCAGAGGAUGACAACUACCUCGCCAUAUCAAAUAGCCGUGGAGAGUUCCUGCUUAAUGGAGAGUUUGUGGUCAGCAUGUUCAAAAGGGAAAUCAAAGUAGGAAAUGCCGUCAUCGAGUACAGUGGCUCUGACCAUGUCAUUGAGAGGAUCAACUGUACUGACCGUAUUGAAGAGGAGAUCAUUGUCCAGGUGCUGUCUGUGGGGAACCUUUACAACCCAGAUGUAAGGUACUCCUUUAACAUCCCUAUAGAGGACAAACCUCAGCAGUUCUUCUGGGAUGCCUAUGGGCCCUGGCAGGAGUGCAGCCGCUUGUGCCAAGGAGAGCGAAAGCGGAAGAUUCUCUGUAGCAGAGAGUCGGACAGGGUGGUGGUGUCAGAUCAGAGGUGUCAUGGUACAGCCAGACCUGCUGUCAUCACUGAGCCCUGCAACACUGAAUGUGAACUCAGGUGGCACAUAGCCCGUAAGAGUGAGUGCACAGCUCAGUGCGGUCUGGGAUAUCGUACCCUGGAAAUAUACUGUGCCAAAAUCAGCCGUACAGAUGGCAAGACUCAGAAGGUUGAUGACCGCUACUGUAGUGGUCAGCGCAAACCUGAUGACAAGGAAGGUUGCCAUGGAGACUGUAACCCCGGUGGCUGGGAGUACUCGCCUUGGUCAGAGUGCUCCAAGAGCUGUGGUGGGGGCACCCGCCGUCGAGGGGCAGUGUGUCGAAAGGCAGCUGAGGCUGGCGGUGAUGAGAGCAAAUGCAGUCAAAGGGACAAGCUGACCGUCCAACCCUGCAAUGAAUUCCUCUGUCCACAAUGGAAGACUGGUGACUGGUCUGAGUGCCUCGUGACAUGCGGGAAAGGCUACAAGCACCGUCAGACGUGGUGUCAGUUUGGUGAGGACCGUCUAGACGAUCGCUUCUGUGGUUCGUCUAAACCUGAGUCAGUGCAGACCUGCCAGCAGCAGGAGUGUGCCUCUUGGCAGGUCGGACCCUGGGGACAGUGCACUACCUCGUGUGGGCCAGGCUACCAGAUGCGAGCGGUGAAGUGUGUGGUUGGCUCUUAUGGUGCUGUCAUGGAUGACACUGAAUGUAACGCUGCCACCCGACCCACCGACACCCAGGACUGUGAACUGGCUCAGUGUCCCAGCAGCCACCCUGUUCCCCCAGGGACCAAAGUCCCCUCCCACCAGGGCCACAAAACCCAAUGGCGGUUUGGUUCCUGGACCCAGUGUACUGCCAGCUGUGGCAAGGGGACACGGAUGCGCUAUGUGAGUUGCCGUGACAACCAGGGUGGUGUGGCAGAGGAGUCGGCAUGCGCCCACUUACCAAAACCCCCUGCCAGAGAAGUGUGCUCAGCAGUGGCCUGCGGACAGUGGAAAGUGCUGGAAUGGACAGUGUGCUCAGUAACCUGUGGCCAAGGGAAGACGACACGGCAGGUACUGUGCGUCAUCAAUGACCAAGAAGUGAAUGCUAGUGAGUGUGACCCAGAUGAUCGUCCUACCACAGAGCAGGACUGUGCUAUGUCUCAAUGCCCGUCCCGCUCCAGUGAUUCCCGACCUUUGCCGUCCUCACCAAACGCCAGCGCCAGGAACAACCUGCCCCGUAGCCAAUCCCACCAAUGGCGAACCGGACCCUGGGGCGCGUGCUCCAGCACAUGUGCAGGAGGUUUCCAGCGGCGUGUAGUAGUGUGCCAGGAUGAGAAUGGCUACCCUGCCAACAGCUGUGAGGAUCGCAGCCGGCCCAAUGAGCAACGAUCCUGUGAGUCAGGGCCAUGUCCACAGUGGAUCUAUGGCAGCUGGGGAGAGUGCACCAAGCCAUGUGGAGGUGGGAUAAAGACGAGGCUGGUGGUGUGUCAGCGUCCAAAUGGCGAGCGUUUCAACGAUCUGAGCUGCGAGAUCCAUGACAAGCCACCAGAUCGUGAGCAGUGCAAUACUCAGCCAUGCCCGUCUAGCCCCCACUGGAGCACAGACCCAUGGAGCUCGUGCUCGGCCUCCUGUGGAAGAGGUGUCAAGUCCCGUAAAGUGAGCUGUGUGACCGGGUCAGGUCGCCCAGUCCCAGAGGAAAACUGCCAGUACCUGUCCCCAAAACCCAGCAAGCAGAGGCGUUGCCGAGGUGGACGAUGCCCCAAGUGGAAGACUGGCAACUGGGGAGAGUGCUCAGCCUCAUGUGGCGACGGCGUCCAGCGACGGGAGGUGUUCUGCCAGGUCGGAGACCGACGGAGCCCAGUGGAGACCGGCUGUUCCCAGCGCUCCCGACCGGCGUCCAGCCAGAGCUGCCGGGUCGCGGACUGUCCCUCCCGGUACCGGUGGGAAGAAGGACGCUGGCAGACGUGUAGUAAGUCAUGUGGAUCGGGACACAGACGACGAGCCUUGCAGUGUGUGGACCACAACCAGAAGGAGGUCCAUGCUAUGUACUGUGUCAACCAGAUUAGACCUCCAGACAUGGAGAGCUGCAACACCCACGCCUGUGAAUUAAUCUGGAUCACUGGGGAAUGGACUGAGUGCUCAGCCAGCUGUGGCCAGGGCUACCGCCAGCGUCUGAUCUCCUGCAGUGAGGUGCAUGUGGAGAAUGACAACUAUGAGUACGGCCAUCAGUCUUUGUCCAACUGCCCCGGGACCCCUCCUGAGAGCUACAUGCCUUGUAAUCUGGACCCGUGCCCGCCGCCACAGCAGUGGAGGGUUGGAAUCUGGGGACCGUGUUCAGCGAGCUGUGGUGAUGGAGUAAUGGAGAGGACGGUGCAGUGUGUGUCAGCAGAUGGUCAGGAAAGCAAUAGGUGUUCUCCAGACGCCAAGCCAGAAGGCAGAAAAGUCUGCAGAAAUCCAAGCUGCCAUUUGCCCUCCAGCUGUCAGGAGGUCCAGAGCACCAACGGCCCCCUCCCAGACAGUGAACACUUUCUCGAUAUUCAAGGAAAAGCACUCAAGGUCUACUGUGCAGGAAUGCAGACAGAGACUCCACAGGAGUACAUCACCUUGAUGAUGGGAGAAGGGGAGAAUUUCUCUGAGAUCUUUGGCUUCAGGCUAAAUGACCCCACCCAGUGCCCAGCCAAUGGCUCCAGAAGAUCAGACUGUGACUGUCGGAGAGACUACACCACUGCUGGCAUCACCACUUUCUCCAAAGUCCGUCUGGACAUCAGCAAGAUGAACAUCAUCACUACAGACUGGCAGUUUGCUUUCACCCGAGAAGGCAAAAACGUUCCAUUUGCCACAGCUGGAGACUGCUACAGCGCCGCCCGUUGCCCACAGGGUCGGUUCAGGAUCAACCUCUCAGGAACAGGUUUUAAGGUGGCUGAGGACACCUUGUGGAUCUCCCAGGGCAACUAUGCAGUGGCUGAUGUACGAAAAUCACAGGAUGGUAGCAGAGUGUCAGGAAUAUGCGGCGGCUACUGUGGUAAAUGUACACCGUCCUCUGGCUCCAGUCUUCCUGUAACAGUGGAAUAGACCUAAUACCAUCAAACAGCCCGUACUCCCAUUCAUCUCGAUGUCGUGUCAACACAUCCCUCCUUUGGUGCUGCAGCCAAUUAAGAGCUCAGACCCAACCUUCAUAUGACCUCUUUUACUCCCAUAUGUGUAUAAUGUAAAUGAAUCUGGUGUAAGUACUGUACAUAGCAGGAUAAAAAUGUCUUAUUUAUUGUACUCUCCAUUUAUUUUUGUAUUGUAAUAUAAUUUAACUGUUUUGUUGUCAGUAGCGAGUGCCGCACAGUUGCCAUUUAUUCGAUUUUUUUUUUUUUUUUGCCAGAAUGUGCCUUUCACUUUGGAUAUUUGCCAUUUGUCCUUGCUGUACAGUGCAUGUGUUACAGCCAUAUGUUCCUUUUUGGACCAAUUCAGUAAAUUGUGUUUAAUCCAGUAAGAUUAUAGUUGUGUUGGUCAGAAGUCCUAUUGUUCAUAUGCAGUGAGGUGUCUCCAAUCUGUGGGUCUGUUUUUAAUUAUCACUUCAGGCAAGAUUUCUUGACAUAUGUUCAGGUGCUAGAAUCCUAUACUACACUGUGUUCUAUUAUGUAGCUCUUUUAGAAGACUUUUUGGGUUCAGUUAAGUGCUUAUUUGUUACCUUGAAUGUAUUACUUGGUAAUAUGUUGCCAGUCCAAAGAUCCUUCCAGUCACAAGUGGGCUUUCAUAAACUGUGAGCAACUGUAGCUGUAAAUUCAGACAGGCUGUCAGUCCAGCUAGGGGAUUCGGUGCCUACAGUGGCCAGUGCCACCUGCACACUUCUCAUCUCAGUUUACUUCCGAAGUAUUUGUAUUUUGUAGCCGAUCACAUUCAAAAAGCCACUGGAUUGUGUCCAGGCUGCUUCGUCUGCAUCUCUCCAGCUGUUAACUGCAGCUGCAGAUUCUCGUCCAGCUGGAUGGGAGAGGGGAGAGUGCAGGCUCGUGAACAUUCUCAUUAACCGGGGUGUGCUGGGGUCAACUGCGACAAUAACGUACUGCAAGAAAAGCCAGGUGUUGCUUCCAUGACAACCACAUCUGCAUUCGCAAACUACACCCGUAUUGAUGCUGUAAUUUGAAGUUGUUUUUUUUUAUUGAAUGUGAAAAAGUCACUCUGGGAAUAAAGUCAGUUCACUUUCAUUUAAGUUAGUAGAAUUUAUAAAGUGAAAUAGUUUUCUACCAAUGAAUGACAUGGUAAAAUAUGACCCAAAUAUCAGCAUUAGUAUCAGUCAAAAUAUGUCUAGGUUUUGAAGAUCUCAACUUCAGUGCAGUAGGAAGUGUGUGUGUGUGUGUGUGUGUGUGUGUGUGUGUGUGUGUGUGUGUGUGUGUGUGUGUGUGUGCGCCUGCGUGUGUGCGUGCGCAUGCCAAGAAUGGGUUGUGGCGUUGGGAUUUACAGCCUGGAUCUAGGGAGGAAGUUUGCCCAUACACAGACAUACUGAGGCAUAACAAAAAAAUGCACACACAUGACUGGCUCGCAAGGAGAAGGUUGUAGGUUACAAGAACCGCAGAGAUUAUGCUGCAAGACAUCAGAGAGACCCAAAUUCCUCUGUAUAUCUCUCAGGUAGCAUGCAGUGGCCAGGGAGAGCCAUUAGCCUUUUAGCUUUUACCGAGCAGACAGGUUAUCUUAUCUGGAGCAGCUUGAAAGAUUUCGGAAAACAGAGACUUCACCUCAGGCCAGUAAAAUUCCAGCAGAUACUCCAGAGAUACGAUACACUGGUCCGGCCCUGGAGACACCUCUCAAACUGCUGAGCUCACAGGCCCUGUACUGGGAUUUCUGUCCAGAUGCUGCCUGUAAACCAUUGCCUCCUGUACCUCACAUUCUUCUCUUCGUCUUUGCCUUUAGGAUUCUGUCCAAACUGUAAAAUCAGAGCAGUUCUGACUUGCUAUUCUUUGUGACAAUAUCAGGGUACUUUUUAUUUUUUGAUAUGUAUGUUUUUGUAUCUUUUUAACCAGUGUUAUGCAGUUUUGUGAGCUUUUUUUUUCUCUCUUUUCUUUUUUUGAAAGACACAUGGAGAAUUGAGAAAUAUGACAAGAAGAUACAAGAAGACAUUCUUUACAUUCUUUAAGCCUCAGUUAUGUGUUGACUGGGUAUUUAGGGUACAUUCUAUAUGUACAACUGAUUAAGAAGCCAUAUUUGCUUUUACAAGUCGUUUUGUAUGGUGCUAUUUCGGUGCCUUAUGUGAUAAUGUGCACACUUCAGCCAAAGGGAAUUACACGCAGUUUUAAUCAGCAACCACACAAGUAUGAAACAUUUUGUGUGUUACUGACAGUCACAAAUGAAACAUGCACUUCACUCAUUGUGAAUGUCAGAGCAUAGUUCAGUCCACAGAGUUCUCAGGUGUCACACAGUAAAUGAAGGGAUUACUAAGAUAUUUAAGUGUAUUUAUCUUCUUUUACAUAUUUGCCACAUGUUCAUCGGGUAACUGAAUGUGUGUUAUUGAAGUUUAACUAUGUAAACUGUCUUUACAUAUGCUUUAUUUUAUAUGCAAUAUUUAUUUGACCUUUUCUUUAUGUGAAUGUACAUAAGCUUUGACCAUAAACGACUAUGAAUUACCAUGCAGUAUUGCCAAAAAAUUGACCGUGUGGCAACACAUUUCCUGUUUUGUGAAUACAUUUAUUUAUGUGUAUGUCAUAUCUGCAUAAAUUGUAUAAGCAGAUUUUUGGUGCUGUCAUAUGAAAAGCAUGAUUUAUGUAUGAGAUCUGAUAAAGCAAUAAUAAGAAGGAAAUAAAAAGCCGGACACAUGCCGUGCUUG
This is a messenger RNA of Xiphias gladius (swordfish), 9207 nucleotides long. RefSeq names its product A disintegrin and metalloproteinase with thrombospondin motifs 9-like. The record is from RefSeq and is a predicted model, not a curated record. The transcript is spliced from 40 exons. The coding region runs from base 654 to 6473 and encodes 1939 amino acids. NCBI's taxonomy places the organism in Eukaryota, Metazoa, Chordata, Actinopteri, Istiophoriformes, Xiphiidae. Gene Ontology annotation, biological process: extracellular matrix organization; proteolysis. Gene Ontology annotation, molecular function: zinc ion binding; metalloendopeptidase activity.